Molecule: messenger RNA, 4700 nt
Organism: Monopterus albus (swamp eel)
Lineage: Eukaryota; Metazoa; Chordata; Actinopteri; Synbranchiformes; Synbranchidae
Gene: slco4a1
Product: solute carrier organic anion transporter family, member 4A1
Biological process (GO): transmembrane transport; sodium-independent organic anion transport
Cellular component (GO): basolateral plasma membrane
Molecular function (GO): protein binding
Source: RefSeq, a predicted model, not a curated record
UAGCGUUACAGCGUUACAAUGAAUGUACUAUAUUUGUAGACCUGUGCCCAGGAAGUGCGACACAGUAACAGAAGAUUAUGUGAGAAGAACGGGACUAAUAAACGUACAUUAAAAGGAUGCCAUUCAACAUCAGUAUGAAUCUACCUUCUCCAGGAGCACCUGAAGAGCCUUAAUAAACAUUCAGCACUGUGGACACAAUAUACAAGCCAAGAAUAGAUCACUUCAGAGACAAGCCUGACAGAGCCCCAUGUCCUUUUUUUUCAUAUGGUGGCUGUAAACAUAUGACUCUAUUUCCCCAGUUGACAGACCUCCCACACCUAACUUCCUUCUGUGCCACAGAACCAUCAGAGUGCCCCUUAGAGGGGCAAUGCCAGUCUUGCUUAAUGCCGAUGCCUCUUUCAGCUCCAAGCAGGAGCUCCUGGACCUGCAGGACUGCCCUCCCACUGGGUAUCUCUCUCUGGAUACCCCCAGCCCUGUGGACUCCCAGACAAGCAGCCCCAUAGGCUCAGGUCCCAGAUGCCCUGGCAGCCCCGGGGCUGAUGGCCCCAUUCGGCCCUACAUUUUCACUGUGGCUUCCACACUCCCCAGGCAGAUAUAUGGGGUAGAAACAAGAUCCCAUGCAGAGACUGCCUUGGGGUUAAAGCUGAUCUCGACUGAGCCAGAUCAGUUAUGUGGCUGGGGGGCUUUGACACCGAAAGCUGUCCAGGUUUUCAACACCCCUCGUUGGGUGCUGUUCUUCCUGUGCGUGGCCUCUUUCCUCCAGGGAAUGAUAGUUAACGGCUUCAUUAACACAGUGGUCACCUCCAUUGAAAGGCGUUUUGAUCUGCGUAGCUACCAAGCCGGACUCAUCGCCAGCUCCUAUGACAUAGCUGCCUGCGUCUGCCUGGCCUUUGUCAGUUACUUCGGCGGCACAGGUCACAAGCCUCGCUGGCUGGGAUGGGGGGUGCUAAUCAUGGCACUGGGUUCUCUCGUGUUUGCCUUGCCCCACUUCAUCACACCCCUCUACCAAGUCAGUCUGCCUGAGCGAACGGGAAUGUGCUCUGCCAACCGUACCAGCCCGUGCCAGGACAAGGAGGGUGGAGGCUUAUCCAACUAUCGUUUUGUCUUCAUGCUGGGACAGCUUCUACAUGGCGUGGGUGCUACUCCUCUAUACACAUUAGGGGUUACAUACCUGGAUGAGAACGUCAAGUCCAACUAUGCGCCCGUUUAUAUUGGGAUCUUCUACACUGCAGCCAUUGUGGGUCCAGCAGCAGGCUACCUGCUGGGAGGAUACUUCCUGAACAUUUACACCGAGAUUCACCUGUCGACAGAAAUGACUCCAGAGAACCCUCUGUGGGUUGGAGUUUGGUGGAUUGGCUUCCUCGCAGGAGGAGCAGCUGCUCUACUCGUAGCAUUCCCCAUCCUUGGGUACCCACGACAGCUCCCAGGCUCUCAGGAGUAUGUGGCCAUGCGAGUGUCUGAAGCCCACCAGCUUAAGGAUGGAAGCCACACCACAGCCUCAGACCCUCAGUUUGGCAAAUCAGUCAAAGACAUGCCAAGGUCUGUUCUGCUUCUCUUAAAGAAUCCAACGUUCCUGUUUCUGUGCUUGGCUGGAGCUACCGAGGCCACCCUCAUUGCUGGCAUGUCCACCUUUGGUCCAAAGUUCUUGGAGUCACAGUUCAGUCUCAGUGCAUCAGAGGCUGCCACAUGGUUUGGAUACAUGGUGGUACCAGCAGGAGGUGGCGGCACAUUCCUGGGUGGCUACAUCGUGAAGAGAAUGAACCUGCGCUGUCGAGGCAUCAUCCGUUUCUGCAUGAUGUGUGCAAUGGUCAGUCUAGUCUCCAUCUUCAUCUUUUUCGUCCACUGCCCCAACAUUCCCAUGGCUGGUGUCACAGCUCCGUACCAGUCUGAUCUACUGGAGGAACACCAACAGGACCAGUACAAACACCUGUAUGACAAGCCCAGUGAGCUGCGCCUUAGAAACAGCUCAUCUUUAGAGGAGAACCUGACAGUGGGCUGUAAUGCAGAGUGCAGUUGUGUCAGAGAGCUAUAUAACCCAGUAUGUGGGGCAGAUGGUGUGAUGUAUUACUCCCCCUGCCACGCUGGCUGCAACGCCAUCAAUCAUACCGAACGCUCCACUGGCAAACAGGUUUACUCUGGGUGUAGCUGUGUGGUGGGUAAUGUGUCCUGGGGCGAAAAAGGCUUUGCUCUGGCGGGGAAGUGUGGCACAUGCCCCUUCCUCUCCUUCCUCUUCAUCAUCAUCUUCUUCACCUUCCUCUGUAGCAUCCCGGCGCUCACCGCCACACUCAGGUGUGUGCCAGACAGCCAGAGAUCCUUUGGGCUUGGCAUCCAGUGGAUUGUGGUGCGCACACUUGGUGGUAUUCCAGGACCCAUAGCAUUUGGCUCUGUGAUCGACAUCUCCUGCCUACUCUGGCAGGAUCGGUGUGGCGAGCAGGGCUCCUGCUACCUCUAUCACAACUCAACCAUGAGUCAGUACACACUAGUGGCUGGCAUCAUUUAUAAGGUUUUGGGGGCAGUAUUUUUUCUGUUAGCCACCGUCCUGUACCAGCCUCCUCCUGAGUCGCCUCAGAGCAGCUGUGAGAGCACCGACCAGGGUGCAGGAGAUGUAAGCGACCUGCCUGUCAAAGACCUGCCUGAAGACGGUGUCAUCGUCAACAAGCAUGCCAGGUUAUGAUGUCUGAGAUUUCACACUAUGUGCGUGUGUAGGUGCUGCAUAAAGCACCAUGUGUAACUGUGUGUGUGCGUGUGUGCUAAAGUGGGAGGGUACUUCCUUUAUGCCAACAGCCUUCUCUUAGCCAUAAUGACACAGCAUCUUAACAUAUGCAUAUACAUAAAGACAUGUAAUCACAUGAAUAAAAAAAAUAACACACACACACAGCUUUACAUGAUGUACAAGAUGAGUUCUAACAUGUUGCUUUCUGCAUCAUGUGACUGCGUGUGUGUGUGUGUGUGUGUGUACUGUAUGAUUGACAGGCUGGUGCCGCACAGGUUUUAUCUACUAAGAAGCAUUCUGCAGAUUUCACAAAACCUUUUUAAAAUGAGUUCAAAUCACUUUCUAGAAUGUGAGUCUGAUGACAUUUCUGUACAUGCCAUUUUUCUUCAGAAGACAAUGAAACAGCUACAUGUCAUAUGCCAUGUGGAUGAGGCAUUUAUGACGAGGCAUUUACUGUGUAACCAUCUUCUCCCUCUGUUCUGUCCCCAGGAAAAUAGUGAGACCUUAUUUUCUACCCACAGAAAAAGCCAUGUUCUUAUAUACUGUAAAAUUGUCUAAGUCAGUAAUAAUGAAGCCAAAUCAUUUGCAUAUCCUGUCAUAUUUUGAGCCAAGAUCUAAAGGACUUAUACAGUAUAAUGUGAACAUAACAUUUGUCACACUACAGCAGCACAAAUAUAUUUGCAAUUAGAGAAGCACGUGCAUCUUUGGACACAUGAACAAGAGAUCAAUGACCUAUUGAUAUUUAAAAGCAGUACCACAAAAAAAGGAGACCACAAUGCAUUUGUGAUCUACAUGAAAUACAUCUGUAUUGUUGACUGUUUUCAUUACAGUUUGCCAGGGUGUAGUAGAAAGCUUUGGUGCUUCUCUCCUAUAGAAAUAACUGCACAAACAAAAGCACUUAGAAGUCUGGAAAGUGUGUGUGUGUGUGAACACAAUAAAGGCCUGGUCACAUCAGCAUUUAAAGGAUUAUUGCGUCAAGUUCAAUUUUUAAUUUUGAUACCUCAAUUCACAGCUUCACCAAUUCAAGCUGACUUGGCAGCUGACCUUUGUGUGGGGAAAGUGUAAAAUGGAGGACACUAUCGUAGCUUGUUUGCUACAUUGCACCAUCCACUUCUACGUAUGUCCUGUUAGACACCUCGGCUCUCCAGCUGUCCCUUCUGUCAACACUGUUAAACUGGCCUAAAGAGCCUAAGUGAAAGCAGAACUUCCAGGUUCUGUUCCAGAAGUUGGAACUCCCAUUGACAUGACGCUAAUAACUAAUCCUUGGAACUAAGCCUUUCUCAACAGUAUGUUGUGCAGCUCACCACAGAAUUUUAAGUAAGAAUGAGAUUUUUUUUUUUAUUACUAUUUUAAUUUCCUGUAAGCCUUAGAAGCUCUCAGUCGUAUAACCUGGUGUGACUGUGCCUUUCAAACGGGAUAUGUAGCUUAUAAGUUGCCAAGGGUAAUACGCAAUUGGCAUGACAUGCAAACCAACAAAUCAGGACUGUUAUUUGGGCCUGAUUAUCACAGUACAAAAGUGCCAAAGCAGCUUUGCCUACUUUUACUUUUUAUUAUUGACCUUAUUUAUGCAAAUAAUUUAUUUAUUAUAUUUCAGCACUUGUAUUAGUGUUGCAUUGAGUGGGCAAUGAUAAAAAUGAUGCUACCUUGGCUUUCCUCCUGCUGCCCUUUGUCUACAAAAACCUCUCCUCUUGUCUGUUGUUCAUGUGAUAGUGAAACACAAGCUGACAACUGUAUGUUGCCUGUGUUGUUGUCAUGUACUACUGUUAGCAACCCCCUGCUGUCGUUGGGGAGUUUGAGGUCCAUGUGAAAGUGCUCCUAAUUGUACUUUGAUGCUCAAGCUUUGACGAAGCACUGUAAUUUUUUUAAAUUCUUUUUUAUUUUGUCUUUGGUACUGUAUGUGUUCUAAAGAAAGGAAACCGAGGACUUGAAAUCAAUGAUCUUUUUAUGAAAUGAUUUGAAGAUGUCAAGCGUUUUCUAAUUACACAAA